AUGUCCCCCAAACGACCGUACCUGUCUCAGAAUCACGUGCGCUUUCCCAUUCGCCAAUGUGGAUUGGGGGCACAACUAUGCCAUGAUCGUUCCCUCCACUACAUGAACAUUCUCCGCGCCGCAGAAAAUCUUCCCCCUCUGACAAGAAAAAAAUGUCAAGGCCAGUAUUGGAGUAAUCACUGUGAAUGUUUUUCGCGCACGAAAAUGCUGCAUAAACAGUUGCAACCAUGGAUGCCGCAGGGCGUGAAAUAUUGUAGUGAAUGUAGGGUUUUCACCAAGAGGAGGAAGAGCAAAAAGUUUCGAUGUACACACGGCCGCAAGAAACAAUAUAAUCACAAUGCGCAUAUCACAUCGAAUCUAUGGACCAACCACAAGGGACGCGGUGGUUAUUAUCAUAAGCUAUGGAAGAAAUGGUUCAACAAUUCCGCCUUCGACAAAAUGGAAGAUCGUCUCCGUCACGGCAGGCGAGAAUCCAAUCCGCGCUAUAAUUUACGGAAAGAAUAUAUGCCCCGUGCUAGAUAUUUAGAUACGACUUGGUCGAGACACGAGCGAGGAAGCUGGGUUUGA
This is a messenger RNA of Botrytis byssoidea, 567 nucleotides long. RefSeq lists its product as uncharacterized. Bases 1 to 567 code for a protein of 188 amino acids. The record is from RefSeq and is a predicted model, not a curated record. NCBI's taxonomy places the organism in Eukaryota, Fungi, Ascomycota, Leotiomycetes, Helotiales, Sclerotiniaceae. The transcript is spliced from 5 exons.